This is a messenger RNA of Knipowitschia caucasica, 1134 nucleotides long. The record is from the annotation of a GenBank genome assembly. Lineage: Eukaryota; Metazoa; Chordata; Actinopteri; Gobiiformes; Gobiidae.
AUGCAGCCGUAUGAGAGCCAGAUUUUCCAACAGAAAGUCUAUGAAGAGCAAGCAAAACAGCUGCGACAGCACCAAAAGGCUGUAAAGGCUCUGCAACGUCUCACAGCUACAGAAGACACGGUAGAGGAACUCAGACCAGAAGAGAAGUCAGAGCCACUUAUACCAGAAGAGACGGUGGAAGAACUCAUACCAGAAGAGACGGUAGAGGAACUUAUACCAGAAGAGAAAGUAGAAGAACUCAUACCAGAAGAGACGGUAGAGCAACUCACACCAGAAGAGAUGGUAGAGGCACCCAUACCAGAAGGGACGGCAGAGGAACUCAGACCAGAAGAGACGGUCGAGGCACCCAUACCAGAAGAGACGGCAGAGGAACUCAGACCAGAAGAGACGGUAGAAGAACUCAGACCAGAAGGGACGGCAGAGGAACUCAGACCAGAAGAGACGGUAGAAGAACUCAGACCAGAAGAGACUGUAGAGGCACUCACACCAGAAGAGAUGGUAGAGGCACCCAUACCAGAAGAGACGACAGAGGAACUCAGACCAGAAGAGACGGUAGAAGAACUCAGACCAGAAGAGACGGUAGAGGAACUACUCAUACCAGAAGACAGCCAACUGGAAGUCUUACCGGCAGAGAUCCAAGAGGCAGCCGUAACGAAGCAAGCCUCCGCUGAAGAGACUGUGGAUAUUUCUCUGGAGGAAGAAACACAGUCCAUCGCAAAAGGCACCAGAUCUGCUCAUCUCGUGGCUGCAGCGAUGAUAAAGAAGUUAAUUCAAAAAGCCCACAUGGUCCUUGACACUGAGCAGCAGAUCCGUCUUGUCCAAAUGCUUAGAAAAGUGGAGACUGGGGUUCGGAUCCCAGAGGACAGUCAGCUCACAGACAAAGACCUCAAAGCCAUCGGGAAAGCGGCCGCCAAAAGCUUACUGCAGGAGUGUGGCUCGGUGUCUGCUCUAAGCGACAAUAGUUUCACUGAGGAAACUAUGAAACUGAACCUGAACCUCCAACUCAGGUAUUAUUUGGCCCAUGGUCCUCAGACUAGGCCAACGUGCUUCUUUGCAAGGGUUUGGAAGGUCUUCAGAAGAAACCGGAUCAGCUCAGGACCUCUGAGCACCUAUUUGUCAUCUCCCAUCUACUAA